Cyclopterus lumpus (lumpfish) is the source of this 1442-nucleotide messenger RNA. RefSeq names its product transmembrane protein 167B (gene tmem167b). Lineage: Eukaryota; Metazoa; Chordata; Actinopteri; Perciformes; Cyclopteridae. Bases 118 to 342 code for a protein of 74 amino acids. The record is from RefSeq and is a predicted model, not a curated record. The transcript is spliced from 3 exons.
GUGGAGCUCUGAAACCGGAAAUGACCGCCCGAGUCCACCGUCUCCACUUUCUAUUCCAUGGCUGGUUGCUGAUUUAGGAAACAGGCUUUCCACGUCGUCUCAAAGCAAACUGCGAAUAUGACGAAUGUGUACUCCUUGGAUGGCAUCCUGGCUUUUGGGCUGCUGUUCGUCUGCACGUGUGCGUACCUCAAGAAGGUGCCUCGCCUCAACAGCUGGCUGCUGUCGGAGAAGAAGGGAGUGUGGGGCGUCUUCUACAAAGCUGCGGUGAUCGGGACGCGGCUGCACAUCGCCGUGGCUGUUUCCUGCUUGCUCAUGGCGUUCUACGUGGUCUUCUUCAAAUGAUAAUCCGCCCGGGACCGGACCCUGGACCGGACUCUGGACCAAUGAGAGCCCUCUGGCCCUGUGGAGCUAUGAGAAGGACUAGCCGGCGAUUGGGUCCAAAACUCCUCCCGUGAUAUUUUGUAUGCUCUACAGACAUUAAGGGCAUCCAGAAUCUUCUGGACGGUCGGGUCACAUGGUAUCAUUCUGUUUUAGGGUAACACUGUUUUGUUGUCUCCAUCCAAACCCCAUACAUAUUUACAUUGAAGGAUGCAGAAGAUGGAGGAGCAGUGUGUGCGUCAUACCUGCACACAGCCUACAAUGAGCCGGAAUGUAUAUAUUUGGACAAAGAUGUGACCGGUAGAGAUUUGCCAGGGUUCAGUGAAAAUUCUGAACUCUGCAUGCGCCCAGCUUUGCUGUUUCUUCUUCUUCUUCUUCUGUAUCACCUCUAACGUCGAGGGUGUAGGGAAGCCAAACAAAGCUAAUACAUAGAGAUGUUCCUGUGUACACUAUAUUUAACCUUUUCUCCACAGGGCCGUUUGGCAUCCCUUAAAGGAGCUAUUUGUCUGGGCCGGGAUCGCCUGUGACAUCACAAGCACGCACGGAGGUGGUAGGUGGCCUCGUGCACGUCAUGAACGCUGCUCCCCGUGCACGCUCGUCCUGGCUAGUGCACGGUGCAGAGCAGAGGGUCGUGUCACAGACGGAUUACAAUACAAACAGGAAGUGGGACCAGUGUCUGUAUUUAUGAAUGUGGGCUAUAGCUCCUUUAAGCUUUGCUUUAGGUUUGAAAUACACGUGUUUCACAUGUGUAUUUAGUAUUUACUCUGACAUCUAAUACUAUAACAUGUUUUAAAUGUCACACAAACAUGAAUUAUGAGACAUGCAGUAGUCAGAGUUCUACUGUAGAGCAUAAAGAAUAACUUGUGAAGAUUGGAUAUCCAUCCGACUUGCCUAAACAUUUAAAUAAUGUAAAAGCAAUGCCAAAUAGUGAUGGUGCUUCUUAUUCCAUCUUAAUUACAUAGUUAUUUUGAGUUUAAUUCUGCCACUUUAUUUUAAUUUUUGAAAGGAGUACAUUGUUCUGAAAGGGGAUGCAAUGCAAUUUUGAGUAAACAUUAUUCAGACAA